UUUCAGCGGUUCCAUCGUAAAAUCUGCUCACCAUUGAGGAUGACCAUCCCUGAAGAUGAGAAGGAAUUCGUGGACCAAAUGUUAUUGGAGCAUAAUACUCGUAGAAAAAUGCACAGUGCUCCAAAUUUAGAGUGCAGUGAAGAAUUAUCGGAAAUGGCUCAACAAUGGGCGGACAAACUUGCAAAACAGGCACAUAUCUCAUUUAGUGAAUUGAGCGGUAUUGGUGAGAACAUUACAUUUUUCCCUCCAGAUAUUGAUGCUGAGUCAGUCGUGGAGCAUUGGUAUCAAGAGCAUGAAAAAUACGAGUACGAAACCCCUGGAUGGCAGACUGGAACCAAUUACUUUACACAAGUUAUUUGGCGGUCGACAAAAGAGAUUGGUGUCGGAUGUGCAUAUGUGAGGAAAUCUCAUGAAAAUGAUGAAGACAACACAUCAUGCUCAAAUGGAAGUGUUUGCAAAUCAAUGACUUCUCUGAGUAGCAAUGGAAAACUGGCAGCAGAAGGCGAUAAAGUGAUUGUUGCCUUCUAUCGUCCCGCAGGAAACAACAAUCGAUCCGGGCAGUUUGCGUCAAAUGUCUUAAAGCCGAUAAUUUAAAUGUAUAUGUCUUUCUUUGAAUUUGUUUGACACUUUCAUUCGAUCAUCUCCGUGAAAAAAACAGCAAGAAAAGACACGUUUUGAUAAUAAAACAAAAACACACUCGAUUUGAAAUUUGAAAUACACUCAAUAAAUAGAAAUAAAUAGCUCAGUAAA
Caenorhabditis elegans is the source of this 750-nucleotide messenger RNA. It is a transcript of the gene F09B9.5, whose product is annotated as SCP domain-containing protein. Bases 40 to 594 code for a protein of 184 amino acids. The transcript has 6 exons. The record is from RefSeq and is marked reviewed. NCBI's taxonomy places the organism in Eukaryota, Metazoa, Nematoda, Chromadorea, Rhabditida, Rhabditidae.